UUUCACAGACCGUGGCGAGGAAACGAGUCCGUGCAUGUGGCGAAGGAAGUCUCGAUGAUGUCGUUCAAAUGGUAUAGUGUAGCGGCCAAGCUAAAAACGCGUCUACAGUUUCCGAGUGUGUAGCUUUUCGCUCGAGCAUCGCUUUUUGCGGUUUCUCUUCCCUUCGUUUAGCCCGAAGACAGAGCAUCGCGCUGCCUUUCAAACCGUAAUACGCGUGACGCGCUUCUGGCACGCGUCGAAACCUGCACUUAACGAACCACUUGUGCCCCUAAUAUUACGUGCCAGCCAAGCGGAUAUUUAUCCCUACGCGCGUAAAGAUAAUGCAUGCGAGGCUCGUGCCGAAAUACGCGUCGCUCACAUUCGCGCUCGUUGCCAUCAUUUCUCCGUUAUUCCAUGUACGAACGAAUCUCUGUAUCUGUAAACUAUUCAGGAUUAAGUCCGUUAACUAUAUAUUUGCAAUUGUAACGUCUAUAUUAUCUAUAUUUUCUCGUAGACAAUCAGUAUGUACGAAGACAGACGCUGGAUUAAGCUACGAUGAAAGCGCGAAUGCUCCUUCUUUCCUCGUUUUAACGCGAUCAAAGCGCAUUCUCGCCUCGUCGCGAGAAACAGCUCUUCCGAUGUGAACGAAUCCUAUUUAUUUGUAUGUACAUUGUACUUUUAUUAGCAAUCAGAAUAUGACGUAUUCUGUGGUACAAUGGUGGUAUCUUAAAGAGCUGCUGGUAUCUAAAAUCUCGUCGACGAGGACUUCUCCAACGAGUAGAUCUUCUCGUAAAUGAAUGUACGAACGGCGUUUAAACUAAACGAACACGAGCGAACGCUUGCUCGCUUGUUUUAAACGCAGCUUUACGAAUCAACCAUCCGAGAAUCGAAAUGCGUACACAAAUAAGAAUCUAUGUAUAUAGGUAUUCGAUUGCUCUCGAAAUGACAGUUCGUCAGAACACGCGCACCCGCCGUAGCCUUGUCCGGCUAGGACAGAACAAAGACGAACGAAAUUUGAAUAUCCAAGGACCUCCUUAUUCCACGAGGAUGCUUUUGUCCGACGGGAGAGACGAAGGAUCGACUAGUCGGAAUCGAAGGGAGGAACGAAGCGUGGACGACGCGGGGGCAGCGUGUUUACGGUAAAAGUCAUCCAACCCGGGAGAGUAUCGACCUCAACCUUCUCCUCGCGCGGUCGUCCCUCUCUCUGGACGCUCCAAUUUCAAGGUCGCGACGCGUGGCAGACCGGACCGAAAAUUUCCGCGAGAUUCGCGUACUUCCGGCGUCGAAAUCUGCCGCGUCUGUAACGACGCGGGAUCGGGUAGGUGGUUUAGUAGAGGCGCGCGAGCGAGCAACGAAAGGAGAUAAGUCGAGGCGAAGUUACCAGGACGAGCGCGAAGCCGAAGAGAAAUGCAAAAAGAGAAGAAGACGAAGAAGAAGAAGAAGAAGAAGAAGAAGAAGAAGUGGAAGAGGAGGGGAACAAGUACGAGGCAGAAUGAGAAAGAGGAGGGAGGAAGAAAGAAGCAAAGAAAGACGCGCUCUCUCUGGCGUGGGGGUGCGCCCACGCCAGUGACGUCACCCGGCGAACGUUGGCAGUGUUACCGGCGAUGAACGCGUUGGUGUUCAAACCUCCGCGAGAGGAAACAGGAGGGAAGACCAGAAGGGAGAGAAAGAGAGGCUACGUAUAGCGCGCGCGUCGAGGAAGGGAAUCAUCGCGCGAGAGGAGCAAGAGGAACACACAGGAGGAGACGGUGUACGAAUAAGCGAGACAAGGUUAGAGGCAAGACGAAGAGUAGGAGAAGGAAGGAAGAAGCACGCGAGGAGACGAGUCGAAGCGGGAGGAUUACGAGUGGAAGAAGAACGGACGAAGAGGAGAGAGAUGAAGGUUGGCGUGCUGUCGCGAUGAAGAGGGGCGGCGGUGAGGCGGGAACAAGGGCGGGGGAAAGGAAUGAAUGGAAAUCGCGGAGAGACACGCGGGAGAGACGGAUGAUUCGAAAGGAGCGGAGGAGACGAAGACGGUGCGCGUUGCCGUGUGCGUUUUAAAGAGAGGAGUAAAAAAAGAAACGUCUCGGACGAGGAGAGGAGGCGACGGACGAGGAUCAGGGCGUCUCGAGGAAGAAGGAAAGGAGGGGAGGCCGGCGUAUAGGUGAAGAGCGUGUACAGUAUCGGGAGUAUGCACGGGGUGAUGUUGACGACACGUGACGCCAGCGAAUCUCGUCUCGCCGGUCGCGAGGAUCGCCGCCGCCGUCACCGCCACCGCCACCGUCACUGCCACCCGCAGCAACACCACCAGGAGCACCAGCAGCCGCGGCAGCAGCCUCCUCGCGCGCUCUCUCCGCGCGCGCGAGCGCUCUCUCGAGGCGACCGACCACUUCCCGCGCGAGCCGCUCUUUAUUAGUCUACCGCGGACCAUCGCGAACCCCUUUGGCUGCUUCGCCGGCUCCAGCAUCCACGAACCGUUCCUCGACGUUGUACGAGUUCCUAAAGUCGUCGAGAGGAACGUCGCUGGUGGACCCCUUCAUCGAGGGAGAAAGAAAAGAAACGAACUCUCUCGGGGAGAGUCCGCCGGUGAUCCAGACCGGAAAACGCUCGGUGAGCGACAGAGACGGGCGGGCGGCGGCAGGCUGGUGGUACGGGAGGAAGGGAGAAUCGACUCGGUGUGGAAGAAGAGGAGGAGAAGAGGACGGACAGAGCGAGAAAGAGCAGGAUCCACCAGUGAUACGAUACCGGGCAGCACGCGCGCCGGUACGUCGGUUUAUCGGGCGCGAACUACGAGCGAACCUUUGACUUCCGACCGAAGCGCGGAAUUGAGAACGCUCCAGUGUCAAAGUCGUCCUGUUACUCCAUCGAGGCAAUAGUUUCUAUUGGAUUUCUACGAAGACGUCGACGGAUCGAUUACGACACUGGGUCGACCGGAUCCACCGUAAUACGUUGGACGCUUACGAAGUUUGCGAGUUUCGGAUAAAGUUUUGGGCAACCAGCAUCUCUGUCGCGGAAAGAUUUCUCCGACGCUUUCUUCUCCUCCUGAUUAACAGGGAGAAAUUUGAUCCACCAGUGCCGCGCUUUCUACCUGUCGUUCGAGUGGCCAAAGGAACAAAAAAAGAAAAAAAGUAUCAUUCGACGAUUCCGUUGGAACACCGGCCGCGUGAAAAUCUCUCUUUAUCCGUUGUCCCCGAGAGUGGAAACGCAAACAUCUCGAGCGGUGGCUGUCCGCUGGCCUGUCCAAACGCUUCCGCGAGUGUCCUGUUCGUCGAACGAGGAACUGAUCGAUCGCGACAGUGAUUUCGUUGACGUUUCUCUAACGGCGACUUCCUGCGGCCGGUUGUCGCGUCGAAUCGCUCCGUUGAUCGUCCGUCGCGCGCACAGAGACCGACCGGACGCGACGGUGACGCUCGCGUCGUCGGUGACGUCGUGACAUGUGCGAUAGCCUGGCCUCCUCUUCGUUACCACGCUCGUGCUCUUUAUCGCGGCUAUCGUCCUCGUCCUCGUCGUGGUCAUCGUCGACGAGAAUAAAGGAGUACAGGGUGCCGUCGGUGGUUGGCGAGCAGCGGAUAGAAGGCAAGAGGAGCGAGAGCACGUGGACGACUGGCACCGCGACGAGGGCCGGCGGCGCGACAGGUUGAAAAGAUGCUGGCACUGGCGAUGCGCCGCGAACACACGACCGGGCGCAGCAAUUACGAGCCCGCGAAUCCGCUCGCGGGUUUCGACCACUUGCAGCAUAACAGCGGCAAUCCGUUCGCGGUGGUGCCCUCGUCGGAGGGCCGGCUACGCGAAACCGGCCCGGAGCCCGACGGCGAGUUGCAAGAAUUCGUAGACAUCGCUCAGGUACAGCAGCUCCUGCAGCAGCAACAGCAACAGCAACAACAACAGCAUCAACAGCAACAGCAACAACAGCAACAGCAGCAACAUCACCACCACCAUCAUCAGCAACAGGUGGCGGCCGCUGCGGCUGCGUCCUGUAUCUGGGGAGCGGUUUAUCCUCCGCCACCUCCUGCACUCGGAUACCAUCAUCACCACCAUCACCAUCACCACCCACCGCCACCACCUUCAGGCAGCCUGGCGGGCGAAGAUCUAUCUCUCGAAGAGGCCACGGAGGACGAUGAGACGGCUACCUCGACCGGCAGGGAUCAUCGGCACCACCAUCACCAAGAGUCUCAGGAACAGGGCACGCCUGGAGCUCCACCCUCCACUAGUCCACCGCGUCAUCAUCAGGCUCAAGAGGACGCGGACCGUUGCAACGUGUUACAAGGCGGAGUGAUACUCUACUCUUCCCCUCAUUCCACGUCUUCGGUGUCUUCAGCACCAGCGUCGAGCGUUAACAUCUGCAACGUACCAACGUUGACGUACCGUGGCGUCUUCACCACCACUUGUACGCAAUCCUCGCCGCUGAACACUCUUCAGAAUCAGCAGCAGCCACCCCAACAGCAACAGCAGCAGCAGCAACAACCAACCGGUCAGGAGCUCUGGGGUCCUUUAACCUCCCCGACCUUGACUUUGACAAAUUCACCUUUCCUACACUCCACCCUUCACCCAGCCCCGUACGGCGGAGAGACCGUCGAACUUUUACCGGUCGAAUCGAAGCCACCCCCGCCACCAGGCUACCACGAUACGCCAACCACUACUCCCGCGGCGUGGUUAACGACGCACGACGACCCUUACGAUCCGAAUCUCCUGUCCCAUCAUCAUCCCCAUCACCACCAUCAAGAGACGACGCUGAAGCAAGAACCCACGGGCGGCUACCCACCGGCCGUCCAACAGCAACAACAACAGCAGCAACCUCAACCCACUCAACAGCAGCAGCAACAAGCACCACCGUCGGCUGGUACAACGGGAGUGCAGCUAGCGGAAUACAACCCCAGCACGUCGAAGGGGCACGAGAUUCUCUCGCAAGUUUACCAGCAGAGUGCUCUGCCGCUCAGGCUGGUCCCGGUGAAGCCGCGGAAGUAUCCGAAUCGACCGAGUAAAACACCGGUGCACGAGCGACCGUACGCUUGCCCCGUGGACGGCUGCGAUCGCAGGUUCUCUCGCAGCGACGAGCUCACCCGGCACAUCCGCAUCCACACCGGCCAGAAACCGUUCCAGUGUCGCAUCUGUAUGCGCUCCUUCUCGAGGAGCGAUCACCUGACCACUCACGUGAGAACCCACACCGGCGAGAAGCCGUUCUGCUGUGAUCAAUGCGGCCGAAAAUUCGCGAGGAGCGACGAGAAGAAACGGCACGCGAAAGUUCACUUGAAACAGAGGCUGAAGCGCGAAGCCACCCACGCCACCGCUAGAAAUCACCCUCAGAGCCACGCUUCUCCGCCGUGCAAUCAGUAAGAAGAAUUUGAAUGAACUGUGUCGCAGAAUCGAUCCACAUUUUUCAUACGACGAUCGAUGUCGAUCGAUCGUCGAUACCGUCGAUCUCCACGCUCAUUCCUUUAAUCUUGUCAAUCAUGCUCGUGCACGACGCAGCUUUUUCACCUUGCCAGGCGACGAGGAAACGACGGAGACCUUUAGGCGGAACAGACUGCCGUCACCGACUGAUCCGUCAUCGAUCCGUCGUCGGCACCGUCAGCGAUCGACGAGUGGGGCUCGACUUUAACGGAUUAGCCUAGCGACCGAAUCGACAAGCAUUUUUGGCGGUAUAACGAAGCGUGAUACCGAGCCUCUCGGAUAAUAGUACGUAAGGAACAAUCGCGGAGGAUUUUCAUAAAAUCUUUGUAAAUAAUCGUGGAUAAUUUUUAAUCGGGACUAGAAUUUCAAAGCGGUAUGUAAAAUAAAUGUCCGGUGUGAUCGGUCCCGACGAUGGGCUCGUCGCGUCUUACAGAACGGAUCGAUUCGAAGCUUUUCUCCUGAUCUCGCUAAGCGAACCUUCGACGAGGAAACACGAACAUUGCGGUAAAUAUAUAUAUAUACAUAUAUGUAUAUUAGACUCCGGCGGUUUUCCUGCGAGCUCUCAUCUCAGUUUAUUUCUUUCACUCCCGUCCCUUUUGCCUACGGUUAAUACGUUGCAUAAGGAAGAGAAGAAAAUUGAAAGUUUACCACGCCAAGUUGCAUUUAGAAGGAGUAGGAACGAAUACGAGUGAAAAAUCUAGCUUUACCAAGAGGUACUGUUUCCUCGACAAUUGUCGGUAUCGGAAUGCUCGUGCUUUUAGCGGUAAACGGGAAGAACGGGAGAGAAAGAAAAAGAGAAGAAGAAAGUCAGGGAGGAUGCUCGAAGCGAGCGACGCGUCGAAGAUCGUUAUUUACGACGGUUGCGUUUUAUACCCUUGUUUGCGAUCGAGAACGAGAUGCAGAUGCGAAAAUCGACGUUAACCGCGCGUAGAUACGUACGCGAAAUAUUCCGGUGUCACGAAAUAUACUGCAGCCAGGUUCUCCGACGAAUCGCGUAGAAUCGAUACCGCCCGCAGCUUCCGGGAAUCAGGGAGGAAUUUACCGAUGGAGAAGAAAAGAGAGAAAGAGACGGCGCACUCUCGAUCGCAUGCAAACGAGCGCGUGAAAAAAAAAAUUGCCAUGCGCGAGCGCGCUUCUUGAAACGAUCAGGGGAUCGCGUAUCAACUUUUCCCAGCUCUCUCAUGAUCGGAACCGGUCGAUGUUUUUCGAUCCUUUUACCCGAGUGUUCGUUCCUUCGGCCAAUAAUCGUGCAAUUUUCGAAUCGUGCCCGAUUCCACAAAUGUUUUCAGGAUAUUUUCUAAGUAUUUUUAUAAAUUACGACACUCGACGAAUGAAAAAGAAAAAAGAGAAUGAAAAUGUAGUUCGAUAUCCAUUACGAUCGGCAUCGCGAUUCUAUGAGAGGGCAUAGACCCUGACACGUUUGCAAGAUGCGACCGACACCGACGGACGAUCGGUAUUACAUACACACACACUACUUUGCGUCCUCGAACCUCGUGUCUUUCAAUCAUACAAUCGUAAUAAUCGCUUCUUACAUAUUUGUUAUCGUCCUCUACCUCUGAAACUCGUUCACUCGUUCCUACGACACCCUUCGUGCCCCGGACACGCUAAAUCUCGGACUUUUCCCGUGUCCUAGGGAACUCUCUUGCCACUCCUUGCUACCCGUUUCCCCCUUGAAAAUUCCUUUCAGCGUUAGAAGUCACUUCGUAGAGUCCCUAAGCUUCUUGGAAGUUAAAUACCAGAUGCGCCACCCUUCCCCUUGUGAAUUAACCCUCUUUUAACCGCCAACAAACCCCAAACGAGUAAACUGUAAUUAAUCGCGAUCAUCGUUGUUGAACGGGAGUUUUCCUUUGUAAAUAUGUAUAUAACGUGUUAUACAUAUGUACACAUAGGUUACAUCUAAUCGAAUCGUGCCGACAAACAGAGAGAGAAACCCGUAAAAUCUUUCACUUUCCUCCUUUUAAUCUUGCCGCCCUACUUUCCCCCCCUUUCCUCUCGUCCUCUUCCCGCCCCUCCCCCCUCUCCAUCGUGAUCGUUUACGUGUAUAAAAUAUGAGUUUUAGCGGCGAUUAAUAUUAUGUAUAUGUUGCUCUAUUUAUUAACAAAAAAACAAAGUCUCUCUCCCUAGUUACAUGUAUCUAUAUUAUAUAUAUAUGAUAUAUAUAAUAUAUAUAUGAACAGAGGAGAUAUAUAUAUAUAUAUUGUUAAAAUUAAAGGAUUAUUUUUAUUAUGAUUAUUAUAUUAUAAUUAUAUUAAAUAACAGUUAUAAUUAAUAACGAAACGCGCGGCAACGCGUACAGCUUUUAUGGAUCCCAAGCGUUCUUACGCGCUCUCUACCUACUUCAACGAUGGUUGCACCGACGCGUAUGCGAUAUUAUCCGCUAUUGUUCUAGAUAGAUCGGAAAAUAUGUAGGCAGAGGAGCGUAUAACGCGCACGCGCGUUCUCGUGAAAUAAAAAAGCAGAAAGAGAGAAAGAGAGAGAGAGAGAGAGAGAAAAAGAGAGAGAGAGAGAGAUUAUGCCUGUGUCUGCCUGUAUGUGUGUAUGCGUGUAUAAAUGUGUACGUGUAUGAAAGAGAACGAGAAAGAAAAAACAUUUAAUGAAAGAAACGAAGAUAAUGAGAAAAGAGGAAUAGAGAGGACAAUUUUUUUACGAACGAUAAUUACACUAUAAUUGGAUAAAUUAUGUGUAACUAUUCCACAACAUGGUGCUCCGAGUGUGCAAUGCACAGAAAAGAAUCUCUCGACUACCUGUAUAUUUGUGUUGUAAUCAUCGUUGCCGUUUAAUCUGGCCGGUUCCCCACGACGAUUAUUAACAAAAAUACAAAGUUAACAUUGAACAGCAA
Molecule: messenger RNA, 8188 nt
Organism: Bombus huntii
Lineage: Eukaryota; Metazoa; Arthropoda; Insecta; Hymenoptera; Apidae
Product: early growth response protein 1-B
Exons: 2
Coding region: 3604-5292 (562 amino acids)
Biological process (GO): regulation of transcription by RNA polymerase II
Molecular function (GO): RNA polymerase II cis-regulatory region sequence-specific DNA binding; DNA-binding transcription factor activity, RNA polymerase II-specific
Source: RefSeq, a predicted model, not a curated record